This is a messenger RNA of Peronospora matthiolae, 1029 nucleotides long. NCBI's taxonomy places the organism in Eukaryota, Oomycota, Peronosporomycetes, Peronosporales, Peronosporaceae. The record is from the annotation of a GenBank genome assembly.
AUGUCUCAGUCACAACACACGUCCAAGCCUCUACGCGUGGGUCUCGUAGGCGGUGGGCGAAUUGGAAAAGUACAUGCAAAGAGUCUGCAGCGCGCGGGGGCGAUUGUCGCUAUGAUCGCUGACCCCAUUGGUGACGUCGCGCAGACAGUGGCCGCCGACUUUGGGAUCUCGCGCUGGACGAAAAGCGCUGCUGAGGUUUUCGGCGAUCCCGACAUUGACGCGGUCGUCAUCUGCUCCCCAACUGCGCUGCACGCAGAGCACAUCGUCGAAGCGGCAAGACACAAGAAGCAAAUCUUCUGCGAGAAACCCGUCGCUUUCAGUGUUGAUAAAGUCGACCAAGCCAUCAAGGCGGCAGGAGAUGCUGGCGUGAAGCUCAUGAUCGGCUUCAAUCGUCGAUUUGACGCCAACUUUGCACGCAUGAAGCGGGCGAUUGACUGCGACGAGAUCGGCAAGAUCAACAUGUUGCGUAUCACAAGUCGUGACCCUGGUGCCCCACCUAUUGAGUACGUCAAGGUGUCGGGUGGACUCUUUCAUGACAUGACUAUCCACGACUUUGACAUGGCGAGGUUUCUUGUUGGCGACGAAGUAGAUGAAGUCUACGCAAUGGCACAAAGCGUGAACCCGGAAAUUGCAGCAGUAGGCGACGUCGACACUGCCGUGGUCCUGCUCAAGUUCCGUAAUGGCGUCAUCUGCUACAUUGAAAACAGUCGGGAGGCGGUGUACGGAUACGACCAGCGCGCGGAGGUUCUAGGCUCGAAGGGGUCUGUAGCCUUCGACAACAAACAUUCGAACCAGGUGGUGGUGUCCACGAAUGAAAGCGUCCGCCGCGACUUGCCGCUGCACUUCUUCUUAGAGCGUUACAUGGACGCGUAUGUGGUGGAGAUGGAGGCUUUCAUCCGUGUGUGCACCACUGAUGGUUCUUCCGUUCCUGUUGGUGGACACGAUGGUCGUGAGGCUUUGUUGCUGGCGUUAGCGGCAGACAAAUCGCUUGCUGAGAAGCGUCCUGUUAAAAUCGAUGAGUUCCGGUAG